UUGACGUCACAACCUGGCCUCAAUAUAUUCACCGCGUAUGACAACAGCUCGCCAUUACACUUGCCACCCGAGUCUGUUGGAUGUUUAUUAAGCCGGAAUUCAAACAAAUGUUGGGGAUAUACAAAACUAUAGCCGUCUUUCUCGGUACACUGUCGUCAUUGCAUGCUGCAAGUACAGACAGAUGUUUCGAGGAAAUCACACUUACUGGGGACACAGUAAACAUAACAUCGCCAGGAUAUCCAAAACCUUAUGGCGCAAACGUGUCUUGCGGAUGGGAGAUACACACAUCGACACCAUAUCGUCGAAUUGGCAUUCACAUUGCAAAUUUUCCUUGGAAUCGUCCCUAAAUUGCCAAUUUGACAGUCUGUCUUUCUACGAUGGGCCAAACAGAUCCAAGGUACCCAUGUUCAAAUUUUGCGGCGAAGAAUCAACCCCGAGCAGCUUCCUCAGCAGCAGAGACAGCAUGUACAUAGAGUUUAUCUCUGAUUCUUCCAAGAAUGCAGCAGGGUUUCGCAUCAACGUUAUGGAUGUUGAACAAUGCGGUGGAACGUUGACAGCAACAUCACAACCACAACACCUCACUUCUCCGGGAUAUCCUUACACCUACUUCAAUAACCUUAACUGCACAUGGAUCAUUACAGCGGAAAAUGAAACCGAUACAGUUGGACUGAGAGUUCUAGAUUCAGAUAUUGAGAAAGCUCCAUCUGCCUCAAAUGCCUGCCGCUAUGAUGUCCUUCGUGUUUAUAAUGGAUACACGGCUGAAGCUGAUCAAUAUCUAGGGCAAUCCUGUUCAAACCAGAUGCCCAGAUACCAGAGUUCGAAGAAUUCGCUGGUAGUACAGUUUACCACCGAUAUGAGCACAACUAAGCAAGGCUUCAGGCUACAAUAUACUGCACGAAAAGUUGGUGACUGCAACAAUACGUAUCCUGUGUAUUCCUCCCCCCAAGUCAUUGUGUCACCUGGAUACCCGGACUCUUAUGAAAGGAACUUGGAAUGCUUCAUAAUACUGGCCGAUCUAUCACAAUCAACGCCAGGAAACUUGAAACUGGACAUCGUGGACUCGGAUUUAGAUGGUGCCUACCCAAACUGUGAAAAUGACUCGGUUACUCUUUAUCAAGGUCAGAGAGGGAGCCGCAUUGGAGAGAUUUGUGGUGAUUCUUCAACAACCCCAGUGGGCCCUUACUACUCCAACGGAUUAGUCAUGACAAUGGUGUUCAAGACCAACGGUGACACAAGUAGUCGGGGCUUCCGAAUCCGUGCUUCACACAGCAUACGGAAAGUGGUACCACCUCAGUCAGGAAACUGUGGCUCUCGGUUCCUUAAUGCGACCACAAAUCGACAGUUCUUACAGUCCCCUGGAUACCCUGUACGAUAUCAAAACAAUGAAGACUGUCGGUGGACAAUAACGGCUUCUAGUCCAAAUAUGAUGGUGCGCAUCGAAGUUAUCGACUCGGAUAUAGAAUCUAAUGAUCGAAGUUACGUAACCUGCAGAUAUGACCAUGCUACGGCUUAUGACGGACCAUCAAUUUUUAAUGACACAUUAUCAUCAUGGUGCGGCCCUUCACGACCGACCUUUCAAAGCACUGGAUCAGCUGUGACAUUUCACUUCCAUACAGAUACAGCAACAGCUAAAAGAGGCUUCAAGUUGGCAUACUUUGAAACGAAUGAACCAUACCAUUGUGGGGGAACUCUGAAUGUCACUACGACUGACAUCACAACACUAACAUCGCCUAACUACCCUGGACCUUACCCAAACCGCCAGGAAUGCAUCUGGACCAUACAUGCUCCAGCAAACACGAACAUUGAAGCUAAAGUCAGGAACGCAUUGUUUGAAUCACCAUCCCAAUGUACAUACGAUUUCCUGGAAAUACACGAUGGAGUAAGUACCAGUACAUCAAAUGCCGGGAAAUUCUGUGGGGAUGACACUGACUACAUCAGUUCCGGCCACAUCAUCACCGUAAGGUUUCAUUCUGACUCAUCAACCAGACGCAAAGGAUUUCAAAUGCAACUCAAAGCGGGACACUUCAGCGUUUCUGUGACAGAAGAGUUUUCAGCUUCCUACAGCAGCGAGUACAUAUAUUCUCCGAACUACCCAUUUAAUUACCCGAGUAACGCUGACGUCGGCUGGAAGAUCACCGCAGAUGAAUACUACAUUAUCAAAGUCAACGUUAUGGAAUCUAGAAUCGAAAACUCUUUCGGUUGUGUCAGUGACUACGUGGAGGCAUUUGACGGGCCGAAUUCCAAUGCCCCUUCACUUGGUCGCUGGUGUGGAAAGAGUGAACCUAUCAAACGCAGUUCUGGUCAAGUUAUGUUCCUGAAAUUCAAGUCUGAUUCAUCUGGUGUUGAUCGUGGGUUCAAGAUAGAGUAUACCAACGAAUACAGUUAUCAUUCACCCGAUUUCGAAUCUGAUGUUGGAGCUAUUGUUGGGGGUACGCUUGGUGGCGUGUUUCUUGUGCUUCUCAUAAUAAGUGUAAUCGGCAUAUACAUCUACAAACACGGCCAACGCACCACCGCCACCAACAUUCCAGUGCAAUAUACUGUAGGCCAGGUACCUGUGAUCAACAACUUUGGCCAAGCACACGUCACCAACGCAAUGCCCGCCACAACCUUCACUGGACCUCCUGCCUACACACUGGCAGCUCAAGGAGCUGCUAUGCCGUCUUCAGGGUACGUCAAUGCGGAAGCAUUGCCCAACAAAUAUUGAAGAUCAAAUUUGUUCAACCGUCAUCGAUUAUUAAAAAUAGCACCCCAUUGACGUCCAAUCAAAUGACUUAAGCUGAAGUGAAGAGGUGCUGUGGCGAAUAGCUAUGGGGUACUUAUCCUCAUAGAAUGGAACUAUACACUUGUGUUCGCUUUACACCAUGUGUAGUAUAAUAAAGCAUACUGGUGCCCUUAAAAAGUAAACUACAAUUAAAGCAAGAACGAUGCCUCCAAUAGUGCCUUAGAACACGUUUGGUAGUGGUCAGAGGUUUUGUACAGCUUUGUGGCGUCAGCCCAUUAUUUCAAAAGGUGUAAAUUUGGCACAGGAUGCACAGGAUCAUUUGACGAUGCAGCUUAAAACAGAUAAUCGGUAACAGGAUACGGCAUGAUCUGAUAUGUAUUGAUUUGUGUAUGUUAUCUCGCAUAUUUUUCACGAAUGAUGUUCAUGAAAAAGAAAAUAAGAUAAUAUGCGAAUUCAGUUUUAUGGAUAUCUUAACAAGAAUGUAUAAAAAUGUAUAGUUCUUUGAUGCUUUUUUCUCGGAAAACUUCAACGUUGUACAGAAAUGGAUAAUGCCAAUUUCAGUGAUCAUGUAUGUUUAUCCGUGUCGUGCACAAAACAAAUCUCUGACAGUCAUGGAUUCAGAUGAUUUUGUUUGAAUUGAAUUUUAGUUAAACGUCACUUUUAUCCUGCAACCAAGAUUGGAAAUGAUCUAUGAAUAUUGCCAACCGCUAAAACACGGUAAUUUUCUGUUCUGUUUUUCUGUAUGUUUUUAAUUUUCAGCUAUAAUGUAAAUAAAGCGACCACGUAUGUUCA
Haliotis rubra (blacklip abalone) is the source of this 3514-nucleotide messenger RNA. RefSeq names its product cubilin-like. Bases 182 to 2704 code for a protein of 840 amino acids. NCBI's taxonomy places the organism in Eukaryota, Metazoa, Mollusca, Gastropoda, Lepetellida, Haliotidae. The transcript is spliced from 20 exons. The record is from RefSeq and is a predicted model, not a curated record.